This is a messenger RNA of Sapajus apella (tufted capuchin), 5317 nucleotides long. RefSeq names its product regulatory factor X1 (gene RFX1). The record is from RefSeq and is a predicted model, not a curated record. The transcript is spliced from 22 exons. Gene Ontology annotation, molecular function: RNA polymerase II cis-regulatory region sequence-specific DNA binding; DNA-binding transcription factor activity, RNA polymerase II-specific. The coding region runs from base 864 to 4130 and encodes 1088 amino acids. Gene Ontology annotation, biological process: regulation of transcription by RNA polymerase II. Gene Ontology annotation, cellular component: nucleus. NCBI's taxonomy places the organism in Eukaryota, Metazoa, Chordata, Mammalia, Primates, Cebidae.
AGUGACGUCAUCGAACCCCAAGCCCGGCCUUCGCCGCUGACGUCACAGAGGGGCUGCGCUGCGUCACCUCAUUCCUCCCCUGACGUCAGCGCGAGAGGCCAGAAACUGGCCCACCGACAGAGAGAAGUCUGGAGGGGAGCUUUCCUUUGUCGCCUUUUUAAUUUGGUAAGACAUAUAAAGUAUACGUAGAGCGGACUACAACUCCCAAUCGGCCUUGCGUGCCGAGCAUGCGCACAGCCUCCUGCCAGAGACCGCGGAAAACCUUUGGUAUAUUGACGUCCCUUUAGUCGAACCAGGAGGCCGGUUUUCUGAGCGGCAAACCAAUCCCGUCCUCACAAGUCCCACCCCUUUAGUCUUAGCCAGCUGCUUCCCUGCGGGAGUGACGGGCCCCGCUGCCUUUGAGGGUUCAGUUUCUUUUGAUGGACAUUUAUAUCAAUGAAUCAGAUCGCCAGGAAGUCGAGAGGGUGUUGAAAAGCGUGCCUCGCGACCAAUAGUUUAGCGGCAAGGGUUGGCGCCGUCCAAUCACUUCUCCCGGCGCCGCCAAUCACCCGGGGCCCCGCCCCCGAAACGUGACGUAAGUAGGGUGGGUAGCAACAGUUGCCCCGGUGAGGGAAACGGAGGCGCCAUAGCCACGGUAGUCGUGGCGACCAAGCAACCCGGCAACGCGAGUCAACAACAACAACCGCCUGGCCGACCCCCACCCCCACCCCCCCGGCCCGGCCCGGGGACCCCCCAGCACGUCCCGUCCCCUUCCCAACAUCGACUCCGAGACCUCCGAAAAGCCUUUCCGCAGACAGAGGUAGGGAGAAGCGGAGGAAUAAAAAAAAAAAGCCUUAUUUAUUAUCAUUUUCCCCACCGUUGGCAUGGCAACGCAGGCGUAUACUGAGCUCCAGGCAGCCCCGCCACCAUCCCAGCCGCCACAGGCCCCUCCGCAAGCCCAGCCCCAGCCACCACCACCACCCCCAGCGGCGCCCCAGCCCCCUCAGCCGCCCACCACUGCUGCCACCCCUCAGCCCCAGUAUGUCACUGAGCUGCAGAGCCCCCAGCCCCAGGCACAGCCACCGGGCAGCCAGAAGCAGUAUGUGACGGAGCUCCCAGCUGUACCCGCACCCUCGCAGCCGGCCGGUGUGCCCACCCCGUCGCCCGCGCCCCAGCAGUACAUCGUGGUCACUGUCUCCGAAGGUGCCAUGCGGGCUAGUGAGACGGUGUCAGAGGCCAGCCCUGGCUCCACGGCCAGCCAGACCGGCGUCCCUACUCAGGUGGUUCAGCAGGUGCAGGGCACCCAGCAGCGACUGCUGGUCCAGACGAGCGUGCAGGCCAAGCCGGGCCAUGUGUCACCCCUCCAGCUGACCAACAUCCAAGUGCCCCAGCAGGCUCUCCCCACGCAGCGUCUGGUGGUGCAGAGUGCAGCCCCAGGCAGCAAAGGCGGCCAGGUCUCCCUGACGGUCCACGGCACCCAGCAGGUGCACUCACCCCCGGAGCAGUCGCCGGUGCAGGCCACCAGCUCUUCCAGCAAGACAGCCGGGGCCCCCACGGGCACAGUGCCACAGCAGCUGCAGGUCCACGGUGUCCAGCAGAGCGUCCCCGUCACCCAAGAGAGGUCUGUGGUCCAGGCCACUCCACAAGCGCCCAAAGCCGGCCCGGUGCAGCCACUGACCGUGCAGGGCCUCCCGCCAGUCCACGUGGCUCAAGAGAGCUCAGGCAGUCAGUUUCCCGCUAGGAAGGCAGAGCAGCGAGAUCCCCGGCCCACGCCGCCGCCGGAGCCGCCGCCCCGGCCGCCCGCGUGCAGCGGCGAGGCCCAGCAGCUAGGCAGCCCCGAGCUGCCGCCGCCCUAUUACGAGCCGGGCACCGAGCAGUGGGUGGAGCUGGUGGGCGUGCUGCCCCCGCACCUGCUCCUGCCGCAGCAGAAAGUGGUCUUCGAGCCACUGCCCCGGCUCCCGGCCCGAGCCAGCCCCGACCAGAGGGUCAGGAUCCAGAGAAUCCCCCAGGUGCUAGUGUUCGGCACGGCCGCCACGGCCCUCAAAGUGCAGCAGCUCCAGCAGGUGCCCGUCCCACACGUGUACUCCAGCCAGGUGCAGUAUGUGGAGGGCGGUGACGCCAGCUACACGGCCAGUGCCAUCCGUUCCAGCACCUACCCCUACCCCGAGACGCCGCUGUACACACAGACGGCAAGCACCAGCUACUAUGAGGCCGCAGGCACGGCCGCCCAGGUCAGCACCCCCGCCACCUCCCAGGCGGUGGCCAGCAGCGGCUCCAUGCCCAUGUACGUGUCUGGCAGCCAGGUCGUCGCCAGCUCUACCAGCACUGGGGCUGGGGCCAGCAACAGCAAUGGAGGUGGUGGCAGUGGCGGUGGCAGCAGCGGCGGGGGAGGUGGUGGCGGGGGUGGAAGUGGCAGCACCGGAGGCGGCAGCGGCGGAGCAGGCACCUAUGUGAUCCAAGGCGGCUACAUGCUGGGCAGUGCCAGCCAGUCUUACUCCCACACCACCCGUGCCUCGCCAGCCACGGUUCAGUGGCUCUUGGACAACUAUGAGACGGCCGAGGGCGUGAGUCUGCCACGGAGCACCCUCUACUGCCACUACCUUCUGCACUGCCAGGAGCAGAAGCUGGAGCCCGUCAACGCCGCCUCCUUCGGCAAGCUUAUCCGCUCCGUCUUCAUGGGUCUGCGAACCCGCCGUCUGGGCACCAGGGGCAACUCCAAGUACCACUACUAUGGCCUGCGAAUCAAGGCCAGCUCACCCCUGUUGCGGCUGAUGGAGGACCAGCAGCACAUGGCCAUGCGGGGCCAGCCCUUCUCACAGAAGCAGAGGCUCAAGCCUAUCCAGAAGAUGGAAGGCAUGACCAACGGCGUGGCGGUAGGGCAGCAGCAGAGCACAGGGCUGUCGGACAUCAGUGCGCAGGUGCAGCAGUACCAGCAGUUCCUGGAUGCCUCUCGGAGCCUCCCUGACUUCACAGAGCUCGACCUCCAGGGCAAAGUGCUGCCCGAGGGUGUCGGACCUGGGGACAUCAAAGCCUUCCAGGUCCUGUACCGGGAACACUGUGAGGCCAUCGUCGAUGUCAUGGUGAACCUGCAGUUCACCCUGGUGGAGACGCUGUGGAAGACCUUCUGGAGGUACAACCUCAGCCAGCCCAGCGAGGCGCCGCCACUGGCCGUGCAUGACGAGGCCGAGAAGCGGCUGCCCAAAGCCAUCCUGGUGCUCCUCUCCAAGUUUGAGCCCGUGCUCCAGUGGACCAAGCACUGUGACAACGUGCUGUACCAGGGCCUGGUGGAAAUUCUCAUCCCCGACGUGCUGCGGCCCAUCCCCAGUGCCUUGACCCAAGCAAUCCGGAACUUUGCCAAGAGCCUGGAGAGCUGGCUCACCCACGCCAUGGUCAACAUCCCCGAGGAGAUGCUGCGGGUGAAGGUGGCCGCGGCCGGCGCCUUCGCGCAGACACUGCGGCGCUACACGUCUCUCAACCACCUGGCGCAGGCAGCGCGCGCUGUGCUGCAGAACACCGCGCAGAUCAAUCAGAUGCUGAGCGACCUCAACCGCGUGGACUUCGCCAACGUGCAGGAACAGGCCUCCUGGGUGUGCCGCUGCGAGGACCGCGUGGUGCAGCGGCUGGAGCAGGACUUCAAGGUGACGCUGCAGCAGCAGAACUCGCUGGAGCAGUGGGCGGCCUGGCUGGACGGUGUGGUGAGCCAGGUGCUCAAGCCCUACCAGGGCAGCGCCGGCUUCCCCAAGGCCGCCAAACUCUUCCUCCUCAAGUGGUCCUUCUACAGCUCCAUGGUGAUACGGGACCUGACCCUGCGCAGCGCGGCCAGCUUCGGCUCCUUCCACCUCAUCCGGCUGCUUUACGACGAGUACAUGUACUACCUGAUCGAGCACCGUGUAGCCCAGGCCAAGGGCGAAACCCCCAUCGCCGUCAUGGGCGAGUUCGCCAAUCUGGCCACCUCCCUGAAUCCCCUGGACCCCGACAAAGACGAGGAGGAGGAAGAGGAGGAGGAGAGCGAGGAUGAGCUGCCGCAGGACAUCUCGCUGGCAGCCGGUAGCGAGUCUCCCGCGCUGGGCCCAGAGGCCCUGGAGCCUCCGGCUAAGCUGGCGCGGACUGACGCGCGUGGCCUCUUCGUGCAGGCGCUGCCAUCCAGCUAAGCCCUUGGCCUCCCCAUCCUACCUGCCCCCGUCACCCCUCCACACCAGGGUCCCUCACAGCUUCUGUGGCUUCGUGGUCACCGCUCCAGCCUCUGCCAGGGCAGGGAGGGGGCCUCCGAGACAGGGAAGGUCGGGGGAGGGCCCCCCUCCCCCAUGGGGCCGGCACAAUCAGCGGGCUGGGCGGAGCCGCAGCUGCAAACUCUUGACACAAAAGACGUGCCUUAAGGAACCCGCCGCGUGCCCAGGUGUCCCGCAGGGCAUCCACCUCGGCCCCUUGCCCCCCUACCCCACCGCAGGCCGGCCCCUUGCCCCCCUACCCCACCGCAGGCCGCAGCAUCUUCCCCCCAGCCCCGUCCUCCCGUCACCCCAGGGGGCAGGCAGGCAGGCCCCCUCCAGUGCAAAACUGUUAACUUAUUCAGCUCGCUGGCUUUGCACAGCCUGUCCUGGGCCCAGCCCUGAGCCUCGGGCCGGCGCAGGUGGGCGUCACUUGGGGACACCCCCACUGUCAGCAGCAACCCCGGUACCCCCUACCCCCCGCAACCCCACUGCUUCCCCUUCUUGGUAUUAAGUGCAAUUAAAGCCGUGGGUGUCGCAUCUUCUCCAGCGCUGGGCCCUCCCUUGCCCCCAAGCCCGAGAAGGGGGCAUUGCUCGGCCUGGCUGGGAGGGGGGCGGCAGGGGGCAUGGCCUCCAGCUUCCAAAGAGCCACGGGGCCGGGGAAUGCCCGCACACCACAGCCCCUGCGCCCCGCUAUCCGCCGCUGGUUUGUAAUGGAACCUUCUCUGUGCUAUGUUCCCGGAGACCGUGCUCCUCCAUGCCGUGCACCCCCUGCCCCCAUGACUAUUGUGCGAUUUGUGAGCGCCGCCCAAGCGGAGUUGGUAACUUGUUGGGUUUUUUUCCAACCAUCAUGGCCUUAUCUGUUCCAGUUUUCUCAGUGUUUUCAACCUGUGAGAUAAAUGUUUAUGGCAAGAAAAAGGAAAAAAAAGGCAAUCUGACCUAUUGUAUAAAAAUCACUAUUUUGUGUGCUCCGCGUGCUACAGCUUUUGGGGCGGCCCUGCCCAGUCCCCGCGCCCACGGGCUCCCCCUCCCGGCAGUGAGUGUCCACGUGUGUGGUAGUCUAGUGUGCCGAGCUGUUUUCUACCUUUUUGUAGUCUUUCUUAAACAAUAAAUUCCGCUGUGGUAUUUGUCUA